AGUGAACGCCUCAUUGGGCUGAGGCAGGAUGACAGCGGGUUAGUUCGGAGGAAGAAGAGGACUACUCUCUCACACCGGACUCUCACUAACGACGGUUCAUCUGUUAAUGCUGCUGUCACAAUGGAUAGACUGGACGGCUCCCCGGAAAUGAAGAUGCAGAGGAGUUACGUCGAUCCACACAACCCCAGAGGCAGCCAUGACAGCUUGUUUGGAGUUAUGGUGAAGGUUCAAGGCAUUAAAGGGCAACCUUUUGUGGUAUUAAACAGUUCUGGCCAAGAAAGCCAUAGAGAUAUUUCAGUCAUCACUCACCAGGCAGGGUACAACCCAGGCAUGGUGAGGAGAUCUGUGGAUGAGAGAAGCUCCUCCUUAGAGCUUCAUUACCAGAAACAUCCAGAGAUCCUGAGACCAUACGACCCACGAAGCAACAACUUCAACACCCUCAACCCUACACAAAACCCUCAACCUGGGAGAACAGCUGACCCGGUCAAAGCCAGGAUGCCAAUUCCAGCUGAAGGCCUAUCAGAUGACCAGAACACACCUCCCUCAGAUGGACACAUGCCUGCGAGGUCCCCAAACACAGUGGACUCAGAGCCCUUUAUGUCUGUAGGCAAAUUAAUCAACCAGUUCAACAGCAGCCAGCGGAGGGGAAGGGGUGGCCCAAGGAACAGGCUGGACCCCGAGGACACUCGGAGGUCACGUAGCGUGGACAGCGGCCGAGCUUCCGACUCAUCAUCUUCCUCCUCUAGCAGAGCCUCCUCUCUAAAGGGAGGCAGCAGUGGAACUGUGACCUCAGGUGGGUGUAUCUAUCCUCCUGGAUCAGCACGGGCUCGCCUGCUGGGUGGAGAGACCACCAAGACAGAAGACCACAAGCACACUGCACCACCCAAAGCGCACCUUGGAAGUGACAUAGCAGUAAAACUACUUCACAGAACAAAGGACUUGUCUCAUCGUGACCACACCAAUGGAGCUGAGGAGAGAGACACUCAGGUCACUCCUGAUCUUCUGAAAGGACAGCAGGUGUUGGCUGAUCCAAAUGAAGAUGCAGCGAAACAGAUGCUCUUCACAUAUCUCAAGGAAGGGACGACUGACGAUGAGUUGGUCACCAAAAGGAAAGUCAACCUGUUGCUUGAAAAGAUCAACAGACUCAAGUGGAAAACCGCUGAGAAUGUGGAGGAAGAUGUGAAUGCUCAAGCAGCAGAGGUGAAACAGCUGCUCGAGAAACAAAAAGCACUGGAGUCACAAGUUUGUGACUUAAAGCAAAAAUUGGACACAGAGAUGAAGAAUGAAAAGACUCUGGCCAAAGCUUGUGAAAAGGCUAGGACGGAGAAGACAAAGCUGCAGGAAGAGCUGGCCAAAAGUCAGGCUGAGCUCUUCAAACUCAGGAACAAACUGACUGACCUUGAGGCACAACUUAAGUCUACCAAACACGAGUUGACUCAGAUGGUUGCAGAGAGAGAACGUUCUAAGGUGCAGAUGAAGGACCUCCAGCAGCAGCUGUCCGAUAUGCAUGAUGAACUGGACCAGUCCAAGAAAGCAGAAGUGAUACAUGAGGAGAAAGAAAUACUUCUGAAGGAUAUGGCGCAGCUGCGCGCAGACUACCAGGAGAUGCUGCUGGCGAAGGAGGAGCAUGAGGACGUUCUCCAACAGCAGGAGAAGGACCUCAGUGCCCUGAAAGAGGCCAUCAAGGAUGAAGUGGAAACCCAUGACAAAUACAUUGCUGCUCUUAAGGAAGAAUAUGAACUAGAGCUGCAACAUCUCUUGAGAGAUUUAGAGUUGGCUAAAGAGAGCAACAUUGUGCUGGGCAGAGAGAAGGUUGAGGCAUUGGAGGACGGAGGCGCUGCAAAAGAGCAGCUGAAGGAGCUGAGUCAGCAGAGAGAUCAACUGAAGGGAAAAGUGCAGGAGCUGAGCAGCAAGGUGGACAAGCUGAGCCGAGCCAUCCAGGAGUUGAAAGCCUCAGAGAAACUGCAGGACCAGCGAGUGAAGCAGCUGGAGAGAGAAAAGCAACAGUUGGAGGAAACAUUGCAGGAUGUGAGGAGGAAUGAGGAGGAAAUGUGUCAGUCCAACCGCUCACUCCUGACCAGGCUGGAGGAAGUGCAGGGUAAGCUGACCAAACUGAACCAUGAGCACAGGGACUUGAAAGAGAAGCUCAGGGAAGAGCGGAAACAAAUUGAAGAGUUGUGGAAGAGCAAAGGUGAGCUUGAGGAUGAAAGAAGGCUGCAGGACAGGACAGUGGAGCAACUCCAGAGGAAGAUGAAUAGCAUCAUGGAGGACUGCGAGGCGUCUACAGAUGUUCUUCAGAGCCAGGUCGACGAGGCCAAAGAGAGGAGUCAGAGGGAGUUGGCCGAUCUACGCAGACAGCUGCAGGAAAAGGGAGCUGAGCUGGAGAAAUCCAGAUUAGCAGCCAAAAAGCUUCAGGAUGAGCUGCUUCCUCUGGAGGAGGAUCUGCAGCGGUGUCACAGGGAGCAGCAAGAGGCCCAUUCCAGGGCCCGGCAGCUGGAACAAAGGGUGGAGGACCUGGAGGAGAGAAACACCACCACGGUGGAUGAGCGGGAGCGCCACGUCAAACUUCUGGAGGGGCGUAUCAGUCAGCUGGAGGAAGACGUGAAUGAUGAACGCAGCACUGCUGACCGCCUAAUGGAGCGAUUAGACAAAACCAAAGAGCAGAUGGAUCAGAUGAGGAGCGAGCUGAUGCAGGAGAGAACAGUCAGACAGGACCUGGAGUGUGACAACAUGAGCAUGGAGAGACAGAACAAAGACCUGAAGAGCAGGAUGGCUCAUUUAGAGGGAUCACAGAGGACCAACCAGGAUUCUCUGAUUGCCAAACUUAACAGCCGCGUUCAGGAACUUGAGGAGAGGUUGCAAGGGGAGGAAAGGGACAACAACAACUUGCAACAAGCCAACCGCAAGCUGGAGCGCAAAUUGAAGGAAAUGAAGAUGCAAGCUGACGAGGACCACGUCAACCUGCAGACCCACAGAGACCAGCUGACGCAGAGACUGAAGACGGCCAAGAGGCAGAUGGACGAGGCUGAGGAGGAGAUAGAGCGGCUGGAGCACACCAAGAAGAAGCUGCAGAGAGAGCUGGAGGAGCAGUUGGAGGCCAACGAGCAGCUUCACGGCCAACUUGACACGCUGCGGAAAGACAUGAGGCGCAAGAGGAAAUCGCCUCCUGUGAUUAAAGGUGUGGAGGCGGAUGGAGACAACCUGGACGACACUGGCUCUGAUUAAUUGGAUGAUAACAGAUCUUCUUUGGACUUAAUGAGGAGAUUGUUUCAGUAAUUCCAUUAACAACUUGUUACUCAGGCAUUGUGUUAAGACUGACCUCUAGUGGCAAUAUUUUUAACUACAAAACUACAGUGAACUUACACUUUUUUGAACAAACCUGAAUUUGCCUUUUUGUCUUAUUAAGGCGAUUCUAUGCUUCCAACUUUCUGGGAAGUGUUUAGUGAAGGCCCUUUUCUGUUCCCUCUGCGCAAAGCACAGUCCAUUAAGGGAUGAGAUUGGUGUGACAGAGCAAACUCGACCCCAUGAAAUAAUUUUACAACAAAGACGAAGCCAGCAGGCCCUCGUGCUGUUUCUCUGUCUUUUUAAACGUUCUUCAGGAUGAAUGGACAAACCUUUCCACAGACAUACUCCACAGUUUGUUUGGUUCCCAGAGGAGAGCAACAACAAAUUUCUUAAAUUUUUCUGAGGUCUGAAUACUUUUGUCCAUAUUGUGUUAUUCUUUCAUGAUGUGAGUUAAUAUAAAAGAUUUCCAGCUGAUGGAUCCAUGUACUUGAAUGCUUUUCCAAAUUGAAUUGCUGUUUAGAAACCUCCAGAAA
Molecule: messenger RNA, 3818 nt
Organism: Dunckerocampus dactyliophorus (ringed pipefish)
Lineage: Eukaryota; Metazoa; Chordata; Actinopteri; Syngnathiformes; Syngnathidae
Product: cingulin-like protein 1
Exons: 19
Coding region: 121-3225 (1034 amino acids)
Cellular component (GO): myosin complex
Source: RefSeq, a predicted model, not a curated record